Lotus japonicus is the source of this 1159-nucleotide messenger RNA. RefSeq names its product GEM-like protein 2. The transcript is spliced from 4 exons. The record is from RefSeq and is a predicted model, not a curated record. Bases 153 to 989 code for a protein of 278 amino acids. NCBI's taxonomy places the organism in Eukaryota, Viridiplantae, Streptophyta, Magnoliopsida, Fabales, Fabaceae.
UUGUCUCAUUCGAGUGUGUCCAGGAAAAAGUGUAGUUAAAGUGUAUUGGUCAGCUUAAUUUCUUGAAGCCAUUGGAUAUAUCAAAUAAUUGCAAUAGUUGAGGUAAGGCUGUAGAAAGUUUUGGGUGGAGAGAAUCCGAUUCCCACAAUGACAUGAGCAUAUUUCCCCUACAAAAUUGUCGAACUAUUCUCUUCUCCCCUGCACCCUCUUUAUUCCUCUCCUCUGUUUACUUUUGUUUUACCUUUCCUUUCACUACCAUCUUGCUCGACGGAAUGAAUGAUCACAGGGAGAUUCCUGUUACUGUUAGAACAACUAGUGGCACUGGCCUGCGCGGCUAUGACACCAACACCAACAACAACCCUUAUGUCUAUAUUUCCCCUGUUCCCCCUUCCUCUGCAGCUACCAACCGUCCUAAUCCAAUAUGUGAAGCACUCACUCACUGUAGCAGGAAGGUUGAAGAAGCAACUAAACAAGCUGAGCUCAUGGUUGAUAAUUUAUGGAAUCACCUGAGAGUUAGUACUAGUCCAGCUGAUGCUGCAAUGGCUAGACUUGUUCAAGGAACAAAGUUACUUGCAAAGGGAGGUAGUGAUAAGCUAUUUCAACAAACAUUCGGAGUUUUUCGAGGAGAGAAGCUCUUAAAGUCAUAUGUCUGCUACAUAUCAACAGCCUCUGGACCUGUAAUUGGAACACUUUACAUAACGACUCAAAGAGUAGCCUUUUGCAGCGACUAUCCACUCUGUCAUCAUCCAUUCUACCACAACCAUCAAUGCUUGUACUAUAAGGUGGUAGUGCAGCUGGAUCAGUUGAGGACAGUGAGUCCUUACACAAAUAGUUUGAACCCGAAAGAAAAAAGCGUUCAGGUCUUGACAGUGGAUGGUUAUGAGUUCUUAUUUAUGGGGUUUAUGUCAUAUGACAAGGCUCUCAAGACUCUCAAUGAAGCUCUACAGCAAUAUGGCAACCAUUCCAGAGCAAACGCAAUUGUUCAGUAGUUGUGGCAGUAUUAGACCAAAAAAUGUGCUCAGGCACACCCUUCUAUAUACAUGCAGCCAGUUCUUAACCCUUAAACACAGGGAAACACAGAUAAAUAAAAGAAUGUACGUUAUGCUCUUUCACCUUUUUCUUCAAGAUAAUAUGAAUAAUGUCUAUAACUUUAUUCUAA